AUGGUUAACCCUAGUAACUACCAAAUCGAUGAGCAAGUUAUUCUUGUUGUAGAAAAUAAAAGUGAGUGUGAAACUAUAAGCUCUUAAAUUGAGUGUAGCGUUAAAAAACAGUAAACUUUUAUCUAAAAUUAUGAAUAAUAAAUUGCUGAAUAAAAUGAAAAAGUAAAACCUUUAGUCCAAAAAUCCCUCCUACAUAUUUAAAAUGAUUAAAAUAUCUAAAAAAAUAUUGAGCUUUUAAUAUUAAAUUAAUACAUUAAAAAAUUCUAAUAAAAUGGAUUCUCUUAUAAAAUAAUAACAAUUUAACAAAUUUAAGAAAAGGAUAACCACCAAAUAAAUAUUUUAGAUAGCAUCGGUACUUUCUGUGAGAGCAUUAUAAUAUAAUGA
Tetrahymena thermophila SB210 is the source of this 384-nucleotide messenger RNA. RefSeq lists its product as hypothetical. Lineage: Eukaryota; Ciliophora; Oligohymenophorea; Hymenostomatida; Tetrahymenidae. The transcript has a single exon. The record is from RefSeq and is a predicted model, not a curated record.